Molecule: messenger RNA, 2480 nt
Organism: Aspergillus japonicus CBS 114.51
Lineage: Eukaryota; Fungi; Ascomycota; Eurotiomycetes; Eurotiales; Aspergillaceae
Product: putative NADH-ubiquinone oxidoreductase, subunit G
Exons: 7
Coding region: 1-2214 (737 amino acids)
Biological process (GO): ATP synthesis coupled electron transport
Cellular component (GO): membrane
Molecular function (GO): iron-sulfur cluster binding; NADH dehydrogenase (ubiquinone) activity
Source: RefSeq, a predicted model, not a curated record
AUGCGGCCGCAGUUGUAUCGUGCGGCCGCCCGGCUCGUCCGGGUCCCAAAGGUCAACCAUCUCAGGACCUUCGCAACGACAUUUCCUCGCUCUGCCGAGGUGGAACUCACUAUUGAUGGAAAGAAGGUUUCGGUAGAAGCUGGCUCGGCUCUCAUCCAAGCUUGUGAAAAGGCAGGUGCGACAGUACCAAGAUAUUGUUAUCACGAGAAGCUUUUGAUUGCAGGUAACUGCCGUAUGUGUCUCGUCGAAGUCGAACGGGCCCCUAAGCCUGUGGCAUCAUGUGCUUGGCCUGUGCAACCUGGCAUGAACGUCAAGACCAAUUCGCCACUGGUGCAUAAAGCUAGGGAAGGUGUUAUGGAGUUUCUUCUUGCCAAUCAUCCUCUGGAUUGCCCUAUCUGCGAUCAAGGUGGAGAGUGUGAUCUUCAGGACCAAUCCAUGCGGUAUGGUGCUGACCGUGGACGUUUCCACGAGGUCGGAGGCAAGCGUGCUGUUGAAGACAAGAAUAUUGGGCCUCUGGUUAAAACCUCUAUGAAUCGCUGUAUUCACUGUACGCGUUGUGUUCGAUUUAUGAAUGAUGUUGCCGGAGCCCCCGAACUCGGAACCUCCGGCAGAGGAAACGACAUGCAAAUCGGUACAUACUUGGAGAAGAACCUCGACUCCGAGCUUUCUGGCAACAUCAUUGAUCUUUGUCCAGUUGGAGCUCUUACAUCCAAGCCCUACGCUUUUCGUGCUCGCCCCUGGGAAUUGAAGCACACUGAGUCUAUUGACGUGCAUGACGCUUUGGGGUCGAACAUAAGAAUAGACACUAGAGGCAUGGAGGUGAUGCGGAUACUCCCGAGGCUGAACGAUGAUAUCAACGAGGAAUGGAUCAACGACAAAUCUCGAUUUGCUUGUGAUGGCCUUAAGACUCAGAGACUCACAACGCCUUUAAUUCGUCGGGAAGGAAAAUUUGUUCCCGCGACGUGGGAGCAAGCUUUGACCGAGAUAUCAUCAGCUCAUCAGCGACUUCAUGUGACGGAGAAUGAGUUCAAGGCUGUUGCCGGGCAUCUUGUCGAUGCCGAAACCUUAGUGGCCAUGAAGGAUCUGGCCAAUAAGCUUGGGUCCGACAACCUUGCGCUGGAUCAGCCAGGUGGCGGUUCACCGGUUGCCCAUGGUGUUGAUGUUCGCUCCAACUAUCUUUUCAAUUCCAAGAUCUAUGGAAUUGAGGAGGCCGAUGCGAUCCUUUUGGUCGCUACAAACCCCCGCCAUGAAGCUUCCGUUCUUAAUGCGCGUAUUCGCAAGCAAUAUCUUCGCUCAGAUCUUGAAAUUGGGCUUGUUGGCGAGGAAUUCGAAAGUACUUUCGAAUUCGAGCACCUCGGGGCAGACGUUUCCGCUUUGAAAGCUGCUCUUUCUGGAAAGUUCGGAGAGAAGCUUUCUACGGCCAAAAGACCUAUGAUCAUCGUUGGCAGUGCUGCGGUUGAACACGCGGAUGCCAAAGUGAUCUUUGAGUCCAUCGGUAAUUUCGUUGAGAAACACGCUAACAACUUCAAUACUUCGGAAUGGCAAGGAUACAACGUUCUUCAACGCGCAGCAUCCCGUGCAGCUGCCUAUGAAGUGGGCUUCACUACGCCAUCUUCAGAAGUUACUCGGAGCAAGCCCAAGAUGGUCUGGCUUCUUGGUGCUGAUGAAGUCGCCCAGAGCGAAAUCCCUAGUGACGCCUUUGUCAUUUACCAAGGACAUCAUGGUGACCGAGGCGCUCAGCUUGCGGAUGUUGUUCUGCCCGGCGCAGCGUACACUGAGAAGUCAGGUACCUACAUCAACACCGAGGGUCGUGUCCAAGUUACUCGAGCUGCAACUUCUUUGCCUGGGGCUGCGCGUGAUGACUGGAAGAUCAUACGUGCUGCCAGUGAAUUCCUAAACAUACCUCUUCCAUACGAUGACAUCGAGGCCCUGCGCGACCGUAUGGAAGAGAUCAGCCCUGUUAUGCGCCGAUAUGACGUGGUUGAACCAACAUCGAUGAGCUCAUUGAGCAAGGUCCAAUUAGUUGAUCAAAACAAGGGCAUCCAAUCCACUAAUACGCUUUUCAAGAAAGUCAUCAAUGAUUUCUAUUUUACUGACUCAAUCUCUCGGAGUUCUCCGACUAUGGCUCGUUGCUCUGCCGCUAAAGCUACCGGAAAUCCGGAGACAAACUUCAUGGCUGCUGGGGAAAUGUCCCCGAAGGCUUUGUAUGGCUAGAUGCCAGGUUCUCACUAUUACUCCGGUUUCUACUUAUUGUCUGGUGGUCUAGGCGUUGUCGUUGUAACACCUAAACAACUUUCCUCUUUGUUGCUUUUGCCCUAGUCCAAUGUUAUUCUACUUAAGUACUGUUCUUUCGCUUCGCGUUGUCUCAUAGCUCCCAAUUCCGCUUAGAUAAGUCUCAAACCACAGCAGCUGUGGUUAAGUUGUACAUAAGAAAAUUUGAAUGAUAGCUGGAGGUACGGCAAGCCCGCAAUAUCCUUAUC